AUGCAUGCGUCUCGCGUGGCUGCCUGCGGCCUGAGGUUUCUGCGGUCGCCGUUCGUCGCGUCACGCCUGACGGCCCCGCCGCAUCUCGCGCUUUCGUGCCGAUGGAAGUCGUACGUGCUGAAGUUUCUUAGGGGCCAACUCCCGGAGGACCUCAAAGACAUCAACGGGGCUCUUGGCUGCCUGUACGGGACGCUGCCGGACGUGGACGAGUUCGGUCAAUUUGUCAUCGCACCUGAAAUUGUGGAUCGCUUUCAUCAGCUUGGCUACAUGAAACUGCCCCGCCCAGUGCUCGACGCGCAGCAGGUGGAUAAGCUGGCCGAUGAGGUGAAUGAGCUGGCCAACAACGUGGAGCACCAUCCAAAGACGGAGAAGCUGUACGCCACCUCGUUGGCCGACCUAACAGGGGGGCCGCUCUUCUACUGCCAGGGGCAGUGGCGGGCCGCGUGGGGCAUGCAUGACCUCAUCUACCUCCCCACAAUCACGGUGGCUGCCUCGCAGAUUCUUGGCAAUGCGCUCGUGCGAUUGUGGUACGAUGAGGUGUUCAUGAAGGAGGCCCGUAAGGGACCGUGUGUUCCCUGGCAACAAAACUACGCUCGCUGGCAGCACACAACGCCUGUAAAUCAUGUGACUGUCAUGAUCGCGCUUGACACAAUGAACAAGGAUCGUGGUGCUCCUUGCCUGGUUCCCGGCAGCCACCGAUGGCGAGAGGGCGGUUUGCUGCCUGCGGUUCCGUACGAUCCCACCAAGGACGAGGCACAACAGUUAAACACCAUCUGGGAAAUUAUCAACGAGGAAGAGAGUGAAAUGCUCAUGGACACCCCUCCCGUCACGGUGGACAUGAAGCGCGGCGAGGCGCUCCUCAUUCACCCACUGACACUUUUUGCCACGCACGGCAACCGCUCCCUCGACGCAGCACGCUGCUGUUUAAUUCAUUACAUGGGUGAAAAGACGUACGCCACCCAGAACGGGCCCUUGUUGCCCCACACUACAAAAUUUCAGGCGGGGGCUAUGAUACAAGGGCCAUUUUACCCGGUCGUUUUCGACCCUGCGAUGACGGAGGAGCUAGCAAUGUUGCCCGAGGAGCCCGCGGCGCAGCAAGGCGCCGGCGACGAGGUGCAGCAGUGCGGAAACUCUUGA
This is a messenger RNA of Trypanosoma conorhini, 1137 nucleotides long. RefSeq names its product Phytanoyl-CoA dioxygenase. The record is from RefSeq and is a predicted model, not a curated record. The transcript has a single exon. Lineage: Eukaryota; Euglenozoa; Kinetoplastea; Trypanosomatida; Trypanosomatidae. Bases 1 to 1137 code for a protein of 378 amino acids.